CGGGGAAAUCCCACGGCUCACAUCCUCUCUGCUGACUUGUAGUUGGUGACGUAGCAGGAAAACAAAGAUGGCUGGCAUAGGAAGCAGCAACUACUGGGAGGAUCUGAGAAAGCAGGCCAGGCAGUUGGAGAAUGAACUUGAUCUGAAACUGGUCUCCUUUAGUAAACUGUGCACCAGCUACAGCAGCUCCAGGGAUGGACGUCGAGGAGACACUUUGGACACCACACCACUACUAAAUAACUCCACCCAGGACAGGAUGUUUGACACCAUGUCAGUUGAGAUUGAACAGCUGCUGGCAAAACUAACAGGAGUAAAUGACAAGAUGGCAGAGUACACAAACACCCCAGGAACAGCUUCUCUCAAUGCUGCACUAAUGCACACCCUCCAGAGACACAGAGAUAUUCUACAGGAUUACACACACGAAUUCCACAAAACCAAAGGCAACUUUCUGGCCAUCCGGGAAAGGGAAGACCUUUUAGGAUCUGUGAGGAAAGACAUUGAGACAUAUAAAACUGGUUCAGGAGUCAACAACAGAAGAACAGAGCUGUUUCUAAAGGAGCACGAGCAUCUCAGAAACUCAGACCGACUGAUGGAUGACACAAUAAGCAUUGCAAUGUCUACCAAGGAGAACAUGACCUCGCAGAGGGGCAUGCUGAAAUCCAUACACAGCAGGGUGAACACUCUGGCCAAUCGUUUUCCAACUAUCAACAAUCUCAUCCAGCGAAUCAAUCUGCGAAAGAGGAGAGACUCGCUCAUCCUCGGCACUGUGGUCGGCGUCUGCACCAUUCUCCUCCUGCUCUAUGCUUUCCACUAACACCCCUGGUCAGAUGAAUUCUAUCAAGGCAGGAUUGUUCUGCUCAUUGUAGCCUAUGAACCCUCACCUCCUCCCCAGAUGCCGUGCUCAGUGAUUGGAAGACCCCUGAGGUUCCAGAGCAGAGAGACAUUUAGUUGGUCCUGUUCUAGGACAGGAACCAAUUUGGCCAACAAGUUCCCACUGAGCCUGCGUUUAACAGUGAGACAGAUUUAGGGCUGGUGGUCAGUUCUUUUUCCUUCUACUCACAAGGAAAGGGAAACCAAAAGUACAAGUUAGACCAGUUUUGUUUUUUGUGGACAUGCUUUGUGCUUUUUUACAAAAGCAGAGAGUAAAGCUGUCUUGUUUUAGGAGGUCAGAGGAUUUCUUUCUUUCUGGUUAUUUUUAAUGAUUUUCUUUUGGGGGGGGGGGGGGGAGACAUAAUUCAUUGUAAACUGUAAAAUGUGAAAUUAAUAAAUUAUUCAUAUCAGUAUGUGUUUUAAAAUAUGUGGAAUAUUCGUUGCACAUUUUACACAAAAUUUGCAUUUUUUUAAGGUAUGCAGUUUCUGGUAAGGUUUUACUACCAGGACACUGGAGUAGUGCCACAAGCAUAUUUAAUGUUUUUCUUUACGUUCACACAAGUGUUUCCGGGCAUUUCAGGCAUUGAUCUUUUAUGGCGAUUACAGUGCCUCAAUAACAUUCAUACUAUGCAAACGUUGUCACCUUAUUGUCAUGUUAUCACCACAAACCUCAGCAUGAUAGUGUUUCAUGGACCAGCACAGUGUUGUGCAUAACUGUGAAGUACAAGGAGAGGAUGCAUGAUUUUCAAGCUAGCUUUGGCUUUGUACAAAAAAACCAAAGCUAGAAAAGAGUGAAUUGCACUUGUGUGUGUAUGUGCGUGUAUAUAUGUAUGUAUAUAUAUAUAUAUAUAUAUAUAUAUAUAUAUAUAUAUAAAAAUGUAGGUAAAGGUACGCUAAUUAGUGACAUCACACCUAAUUGGGAACAAUAAUAAAAUGAACAAAUGUACCAGGUUUUUGGAAUGUAGCUUAUUUAUUGAUGCUAGUGUUGCUAAAUCGGGCAUUUGAUUUGAAUUACUACAUGAUUUGUUUGUGCAAUUUAUUCUAGACUGUUGUCGAAGCAUUUCAAAUGCAAUUUAAGGGUUUAAAUCACACCACUAGAUGGCACCAAAGUCAUUUCAACGCUGUCCUUGGUAUGCGUCAAACAUGCAUGAAAAGGCAGCUUGGUUGCAUUUAGAUCACAAGCAAUUUAAGGCAUUUUUUUCAAUCAUAGUCUUAAAGGGGUUAAAGACCCACACUUUAAUGUUAUGACGAAUUACAAAAUUACAAAAGCUUCAUAAAAUAUUAAACAUGCUGGAUGAUUUAAGUUUUGUUAAAUUACCUUUCUGAGACCAAUAAUAAUAACUCCUUUAUUCAGUUUUAAAGUUAGUGGCUAUGGCUUAUGCUGAAACAUGUAACGUUAAUGUGUUUGGAUGCAGAUGUUAUACAGCUGGCACAUUUUAGUUUUUUUCUUCAUAAACAGCGGUAAUGAGUUAAGUUUGAUCUAAAUUGCUGAUUUGCCUGCUACUUAUUGCCUCUGCCCUAAAAGUAUUGUCGUAUUGUUUCUGGUUAUGUUGUUUUUGUCUUUAGUAAAAGCAACCCUCUAUGUC
Messenger RNA from Girardinichthys multiradiatus, 2456 nucleotides. RefSeq names its product golgi SNAP receptor complex member 1 (gene gosr1). The record is from RefSeq and is a predicted model, not a curated record. Gene Ontology annotation, biological process: endoplasmic reticulum to Golgi vesicle-mediated transport; vesicle fusion. The transcript is spliced from 9 exons. Gene Ontology annotation, cellular component: cis-Golgi network; SNARE complex; Golgi membrane. Lineage: Eukaryota; Metazoa; Chordata; Actinopteri; Cyprinodontiformes; Goodeidae. The coding region runs from base 68 to 814 and encodes 248 amino acids. Gene Ontology annotation, molecular function: SNAP receptor activity.